This is a messenger RNA of Puccinia graminis f. sp. tritici CRL 75-36-700-3, 3293 nucleotides long. RefSeq lists its product as uncharacterized. The record is from RefSeq and is a predicted model, not a curated record. The transcript has 6 exons. NCBI's taxonomy places the organism in Eukaryota, Fungi, Basidiomycota, Pucciniomycetes, Pucciniales, Pucciniaceae. Gene Ontology annotation, molecular function: metal ion binding. Bases 309 to 3293 code for a protein of 994 amino acids.
CGACUGAUUCUUCUUUUGUUGUUGUUGGUCUGCUUGACAACCAAACUGGUUUCGAUCGUGUUGUCCCCUUUUUCAUGAUCUGGUUCUUUUGUAUUGAUCUUCGUGUUCGACUCGACUCGACUAUAACGAUUGUCCUGUUCCAAUCUCGACAACUUCAUAUUCAACCUCGAUCAGACUACCAACACCAAAGCAACUGACUACAUUAAAGAACCAGCAGCCGAACGAGCUGAGAACAAGAAGAAGACUAUAUAAAACACUCCCAAUGCCCAUCAGCAGCCUGUUGACCAUCUCCUAUCACAACUAAAAACAUGUCAUCCUCACUACUACCUCACACUAUCUCAUUCCUAUCCUCAGUACUCAAACUAGACAACAACAACCACUCAAACCACUCAUCCCCAAUCUCAUCCUCAUCCGAACCACACAACAACAACAACAACAACAACUCACUACUCAUUCCUACCAUCCUAGACAUCCUUGCCCACCCAGAUGAGGACGAGAAACCAGACAGACUCAAAUCAUUCCUAUCAAACUCAACCCAUCUCAACCUACUCCCCGAACAACAACUCAACCAACUCAUCCUCUCACUCCUACACCAACACCGAGAGGAUAUCCACCACAAACCACUACUGCCCUCAACACUCACUCGCUCAUCCUCACAGAGAAUCACCAUCGGCAAGUCAAGAUUCCAACCCAGAUCCCCUCACCCUUCAUCCACACCCUCCACCCCAGACUUCUCAGCCAGAUUCUUACAACAACAACAACAACAACCCAAGUCUGCCUCAGUCUACAAUCAACCACCAGCCAUCCAUCCUCCACACUCCCUCAUCUCACUCUCCAAACCAAUCCCACCUUCAUUAAACCUCCCACCACCCGAAAAACUCAAUGCAUCCGCCCUCGAAUUCAAGCCGAUUCUCUCCAGAACGGUAUCCAUGCCAUUCGAGUCUACCGCCAUCAACCCAAACAGUUCCCCAUACAUCCCCACCCCCGACUCGGCCAGGCUCUCGGCCCAUCAACGUCCGAUCUUCAUCAAUAGUGUCCCCAGAUCGGCCACCAGUCUCAUCCAUCAUUCCCCAGCUGUCUCCCCCUCGGCUAACUCGCCCUACUUCCCACGAAACAGUCGACCGGCGACUCCAGAGAUCCCCAGAGACCCAUGGCUCAAGGAGGAUUCUUCUUCCUCCUUUCUGCAAGAUUCUUCACCCAGACUCCAAUCAAGAUUAACCCAGAUCGAGCAACAACAACAACUGGAUGACCCGGAGAAUCUCUCGCUCUUCUUGCCCUUCCAAGCGACCGCCAUCAGUCCCUUGAAGUCGCCCCUGCCCACCCUGGUCACCGAGUCUCCACGCCUGCGGAAGAACCAAGAGCCCUCGUGUCCUUCGGCCUUGCAAUGGGGUUUGAGUCCCGAGAUGGCCGAGGAAAUGGCCCAGUUCACGGUCUGGGACCAGUCCGACUCCGACGGCUCUCAGCCCCCUGCCAUCGUCCAUCAUCCCCCCGAGGAAGAUGAGGACGAUCCAUUGGGCCGGUAUUGGAUGUCGCCCUACGACGAACUCUGUGCCGCGUUGGCAGGCACCGGGGUGUCUGAAGCCUUGAUCGAUCAGGCGCUUGGCCAGACUGGCUUCGAUACUUCUAAGGCUAUUGAUUGGUUACUCGAGCGUCAUGGGAUCCCCACCCAACCCCUCGUUUCUUCUUCUUCUUCUUCCUCUAUCGGUGGAGCAGGAGGAGGAGCAGGAGAUCCUUCCUUACUCUCUACAGUCAUUGAUCCAUCCAGUCACUUCAGACCGUCUCCAUCCUCUGCCAACUCCGCAUCCUCGCGUGAUCACAGUCCCGCCGGGAAACAAACCCGCAGUCCGGCGGCGUCGAGACCCGCCAGUCCCAGAUUCAUCCCUGCUAAUAAAUCGCCCUCGCCCACGUUCCAGAAAAGGCCCUUCCCAAACACUUCUAACAUCAAAGCUUUUGUGCCUUCUUCGGCUUCUUCGGUUUCUGCUUCGGUUUCUGCGGAUGAUCCGGCUUUCGAACCUGGCCCUUCUCAUCGUGUUUGUCGGUUUUAUUUGCAAGGGUGUUGUCUUAGAUCGGAUUGUAAAUUCAGUCAUGAUGUUGGGAAAGCGAUCUGUAGAUUUUGGUUAAAAGGACAUUGUUUAAAGGGCGAAAGCAAAUGUGAUUUCCUACACGAGAUUCCAGAUUUAACGAAUGAAGAGGCCCAACGGGAAGAAGAGAUUGAGAAAGCGAAGGCGAAGCCGAUGAUCAUCCGGUCGUUUGCCGACGAAUUCCCGUCCUUGGAAGAAUCUGUAUCCAACAGCAACAAGAAGAAGUCUCAAGGUACCCCCACUACGGCUUCUAGACUCAAACCCGUCUUGCUUCUUCCCGAUCGCCCUAUCACUCCCUCGCCUAGUCUCCUCAAACUCUCCCAGACUUAUCACGAGAUGACGCUCGAGUUCGGUAGUCGUAGGAAAGAGUGCUUCGAUCGUGCUAAGGAAUGUUUCAAACGAGCCGAUGGGGCGGGCGUGAAAAAAUGGUCGAAAGAAGGAGACGAAUGGAACCGUAGAUUGACCGAAGAGCCGCGCGCCACGGCCGGCCUGAUGAUCACUGAGCGUAACCGGUUGAUGAAGGAUGCCGUCCGUGAGGGCGUCUCGGACCGCUUGGCCAAGGUCGAUGAGGGCCCUGAUCGGAUGCAUCGGGGGAAAGAAAUGGGCGGCGGAAUUUGUCUCGGGGUCGUCUCUUCUUCUCCUGCUUCUUCUUCUUCUUCUUCUUCUUCUGUUAAAGAAAGAAUGGAAGUCUUGAUGGAUCUCCACGGUUUACAUCCUGAUGACGGGGUGUACUAUCUAGAGAAAUUCAUGAUGGCUUUAAAGACGGAAGGAUUCCAAGGCUUAGCGUACAUUUUAACGAGCUCGACAUUCACUUCUUCUUCUUCCCCGUCAACCUAUGAAUCCUCUUCAUCAUCAUCAUCCGACUCCUCGGAAUCCUCGUCGACUAAUUCAGAUGGACUCUCCGAAGAGCCGACCUCCUUCGGAAUCACUUCCAAAGAAAGCUUGAGUAACCAUAAGAAUAACAAGAAUAAGCUGUUGUUGGGGCCUGCGCCGUUGAAUGUGCUCGAUAAUCUGCAGCUGUUGGAGCCUGGUCGGGCGCUUAAGGAAGACCUCCAACUCGAAAAGGCCGUCAAGACGUGGCUCGAUCGGAAACGCUUCUCGUCCGAAUCUUCGACUCCUUCUAACUCCAACUCGAAAUCUUCUACUCUCACUAACACUAACACUCUUUCUCGUCCUGGAAUCGUUUGCAUUGAUCCUGUUCGUAAACUGUAA